Messenger RNA from Gekko japonicus, 2064 nucleotides. It is a transcript of the gene OTOL1, whose product is annotated as otolin 1. Lineage: Eukaryota; Metazoa; Chordata; Lepidosauria; Squamata; Gekkonidae. The coding region runs from base 1 to 2064 and encodes 687 amino acids. The record is from RefSeq and is a predicted model, not a curated record. Gene Ontology annotation, molecular function: protein binding. The transcript is spliced from 7 exons.
AUGACUGAUUUAGGCGAACCAGCAUUCCGUACUUUGGUACAAGAACUUGGUGGACCAAAUUCUUCUUACGUAAAGGGUGACAAAGGUGAUCAAGGUGAGGUUGGGAGCCCCGGUCCUAUUGGUCUUCAGGGAGUGAAGGGAGACAAAGGGGAUUAUGGAGCACCAGGUCCAAAAGGUGACCCUGGAGUAAAUGGAGUUCCUGGAGAGAAAGGAGAAACAGGCCAGGCAGGUGAGAAAGGAGCACAAGGUUUGGAUGGGACACCAGGGAUUCAAGGGCCUCCAGGCAUGAAAGGAGAUCCAGGGGUACAGGGAAUGGAGGGUGUUCCUGGAGAGCAAGGACUGAUUGGACUUCCUGGCCGAAAAGGAGAAAAAGGACAGAAGGGAGACUGCAACCCAGUGGAAUCCGUAGCAUUCUCGGUUGGUCUUCAGAAAAGGAGAAGCUUUCCCUUGCCAGGAUCCCCAGUGAGAUUUGAGAAGAUUUUCCUGAAUGAAAAUGAAGCCUAUCAUGUUGAAACGGGCAUAUUUACCGCAAGCACAGGAGAUGACAAUAAUCAAGGUCUACCAUAUAUGUUCAUUGAGAAGGGAAGUUCAGUAAUGAUUGAUUUCAAUAGCAGAAUCUUGGACUGCUCCUCAAUAAUGUGGGGCGUUAAUUGGAGUUGGGCCAUCUUCAUCGCAAUGAACCUUGUUGCUGUGCUGAACAUAGAGGGUAAAAGUACUCCACCCCCCAAGCACACUAAGAUCAAAGCCAUUGAGAUAGAAGCCACCGAAAGUCAUGACACGUCUGUUGCCCCACCCACUGAAGAUGGCCUUUUCACAGAAAUAGCUGAAACGAGCGACACAACGACGGAGCUGUCCACGCCAAACUACGCCUUCAGAACUGCUACCACCCUCUUCCCAUAUGAGAACUUUACCCUUGAUUCAGCUGACUUCUUCUUUAACUGUUGCGAUUGCUGUACUCCAACGGCAGGGCAGAAAGGGGAGCCUGGAGAACCUGGCCUGCCAGGGCUGAAAGGAGACACAGGAGAAAAAGGCCUUCCAGGUCUACCAGGAAUUCCUGGACUACAAGGCCCCAAAGGAUUCAAAGGAGAAAAAGGAGAUAAAGGAGAGUAUGGUGACCCAGGAGCAAACGGAACCCCAGGAUUUCCAGGCAAACCAGGAGAACAAGGUGAAACUGGACUUAAAGGUGACAAAGGAAACUAUGGCCUGCCUGGAGCGAAGGGUCAAAAGGGUUCCAAGGGGGACACAUGUGAGAAUGGCACCAAAGGAGAGAAAGGAGACAAGGGGGAGCUGGGAUUGCCAGGGAUUGAUGGAGAACAUGGAGAAAAAGGAGAGAAGGGGGAUGUUGGCGAGAAGGGUUACUGUGGAGAUCCUGGCGAAAAGGGCGAUAAAGGAGAAAGAGGGGAAAUUGGGCUUAAAGGGGAGAAGGGCAUCAAGGGAGACAUGGGAGUAGAAGGCAUGCAUGGAGCAGAUGGGCCAAGAGGAGAAAAGGGUGACCCAGGUGUCAGGGGUGAAAAAGGUGAUCCUGGCCCAACUGGGAUGAUGGGACCUCCUGGGAUGAAAGGAUUUCCUGGUUUCAAAGGAACCCGAGGACCUCCAGGAAAGAAAGGUGCAAGAGGGCCCAAAGGUCCAAAGGGGGAGGCUUCAAACAUCCCAAGAUCAGCUUUCAGUGUGGGUUUAUCCAAACCUUUCCCGCCCCCUAACACUCCUAUUAAAUUUGACAAGUUUCUGUAUAAUGACCAGGAGAGUUAUAAUCCUUUGACUGGGAAAUUCAACUGCAGCAUUGCUGGGGCGUAUGUCUUCUCUUACCAUAUGACUAUCAGAGGGCGGCCUGCUCGGAUUAGUAUUGUGGCCCAAAACAAGAAGAUGGUCAAAACGCGGGAGACUCUGUAUGGUCAGGAGAUAGACCAGGCUUCAUUCCUUACAAUUUUGAAAUUAAAUGUGGGGGAUCAGGUUUGGCUGGAGGUUACGCGGGACUGGAAUGGGGUUUAUGUUAGUGCGGAAGAUGACAGCAUAUUCUCUGGCUUCCUUUUGUAUCCAGACGACGUUUCUGAAACCCUAUUAUAA